AAAGGCGACGACAGCGCCGCAGAAACCAGUCGAGUUUCAGGCGCAACCCGCGACGCUACUGUACCACUGCGCUGAAAAGCCACGCUGUGUACCGAACCAACCGCGGCAUGGAAAUAGACAGUGCGCUUGUUUUUCAUAUUUAGUGCUCCAUAAACAAACGGCAAUCAUGUCGCCGCUGCUUGAUACGCUGCUGCGGUGGCGGCGCGAGGCGGGCCCCGAGACGGCGGACGAAAUAACUACGCCUACAUCGAAGAACAACACAAGUACAGAACCUCCGAUGCCGAUAACAUCGUCGACCGUGCCUCCGACGCAGGAGAGCAUCGGAGAGAAGACAGCGGAGAUAGCUCGCAAGAUGAACAUAGAACCUUGGCAGCUGGUGGCCAUACUUGUCGGUGUGGGAGUGGUGGUCCUCGGAAUAUGCUUCUGCUGCAUCAGACGGUGUUUCCGCAAGCGACGCUCCAAGGAUGGCAAAAAGGGAAUGAAAGGUGUCGACCUAAAAUCCGUCCAGCUUCUUGGUUCCGCUUACAAGGAGAAGGUUCAGCCUGACAUGGAGGAGCUCACGGAGAAUGCGGAGGAACCGGAUGACGGCGACUCCAAGAAAGAGGAACAGAAGCUAGGAAAACUCCAGUACAAGCUGGAAUAUGAUUUUAACAGCAACAGUUUGUCUGUUACUGUUAUUCAAGCCGAAGAACUCCCUGCCCUAGACAUGGGCGGUACGUCUGACCCCUACGUUAAAGUUUACUUACUCCCUGACAAGAAGAAGAAGUUUGAAACGAAAGUUCAUCGGAAGACUCUAAGUCCCGUUUUCAACGAAACAUUUGUGUUCAAGAACGUGCCGUACGCUGAUGCGAUGAACAAGACUCUUGUGUUCGCCAUCUUUGACUUCGAUCGGUUCUCAAAACAUGACCAGAUCGGUGAGGUGAAGGUGCCGCUGUGCCAGGUCGACUUGGCACAGACUAUCGAGGAGUGGCGCGAGCUGCAGAGUGUUGAAGGCGAAGGGGGGCAGGACAACAAGUUGGGAGACAUUUGUUUCUCAUUGCGUUAUGUACCGACGGCCGGGAAACUGACAGUUGUCAUUUUGGAAGCUAAGAACUUGAAGAAAAUGGACGUGGGCGGUCUAUCAGAUCCGUACGUAAAGAUAGCACUCAUGCAAAAUGGCAAACGUCUCAAGAAGAAGAAAACGAGCAUCAAGAAAUGCACACUGAAUCCCUAUUACAACGAGUCAUUUACUUUUGAAGUACCAUUCGAACAGAUACAGAAAGUUAACCUAGUGAUCACCGUGGUGGACUACGAUCGCAUCGGCACUUCGGAGCCUAUCGGCAAGGUGGUGCUGGGCUACAACGCGUCAGGCACCGAGCUCCGCCACUGGUCCGACAUGCUGGCCAGCCCGAGGCGCCCCAUCGCGCAAUGGCACACACUCAAAGACCCCGAUGAUGGAGAGAAGAAGGAUUAAACGCUGAACUGAGUAUAAGAAGCAGAAAAACCAAACUGAAGUACGAGUGUGAAGAAUAAGCGACUUUAUAAUUAUUUAUUUUUAAUUUAGAAUAUUUGCUGUUUAGUUAUACGUAUUAAAAUAUUGUGUUGGAUCCAGUAUGUGUCCCCCUAGAACUUUAUCAUUACCAAGCGCUUGAUAAAUGUGAUUUAAAUGUUGUCUUUAAUCGUUCCCGAUUUAAAAUUUAAUACUUAAAUAUUUCGGUGAAAAUUGUAAGUAAUUCCAAAGAUUUAAAUGUUUUAAAACCUCACGUAAUGAUUUCGCUAAAUAGAAUGUUGCUUACAAAUUCUAUGCGAAAACUGUGCAUGGUUUAUCUGCGAUAAGUUUGCAUCUGUGCAGUUCCGACGCGAUUGGUUUUGGGUUGUCGCACGGAUAACGUAGUUUACAGACACAACAGUUUAUGUAGGUAGAUGACUUGAUUGCAUUAGCGACUGCAUCGACGCAAGUGUAUCGACUAGAAUUAUUCUGUCACCUCGUCACGACUAUCUAAUACUCGUAUCUUGCUAAAUAAUAAGGAUGUUGGAUUAGCAAUAUGUAAGUUGUUGUGAGGAGUGUAGGGAUUGUUGUUAGAAUUCCUUUGCUACUUCCAUGUUCUUAGCGUCUAAUAUUAAUUUAUUUUAAUGUUCUCGCUAAUAAAUAAUCAGCUUCGUUUAAUAAGUGUGCUUUGUUAUCAAAAGCCGUUACUUGACGUAAAUGUAAUCGAAAAUAUAUUUCAUUUAAAACCCUAUUACAUGAAGCUGUGUAAAUAAGUUGUAUCCUGUUAAAUUUAUUACAUUCUAUUUUACUAUCAUAUAAGUGUUAUAGUAUUGAUACCCUUUUAUUAUAAUAAUAACAAUGUUCCUCAGGGGAAGAGAAUGUGCCGGCUACAUUAGUUUACGUUUAGAUAAUUUAAUUUGUUAUUAGACUACAAAAUAUAUUUUGUCGGGAUAGUAUUAUUCUCUUCUUGUGAGGAACAAUAGGCCUAUUGUAUAGGUACCUAAUCAUUAUUAUUUUAAGACAUGACAUUCUUUAUAAAUUAAUUAUUAUCUUCUGAAGUCCAGUGUCCAUCGAUUUAUCUGUAUGAGUUCGUUAGUCUUAUGUUCGAAUUAAGUAUAAAAAAUACUUAUAUAAUUUAGGUUAGGUAGAAUAAUUUAUUUUUAUUUUAUAGUUACGAAAUGGACACUCAAUAUACGUGGUAUCAUCGAAACUAGUCAAACGUAUAAGACUACCUACAAAUAAAAAUACAUACUUAUACUUUAAAAUUAUACUGUUGAAUAGUUCAAAAUCGUUUAAAUGGUUCUUUACGAUAUAAUGUAAAAUCGUGAUUAGACUGCUGUUCGUCUCGUCGUGUCGGUAAGGUUCGUCUCGAGCGAUUUAUAAAUCUCGUCGCAAGUUAUCCUAUUUCAUUCGUAUCGGUUCGAGGUACCAACGUAUUACUGUUAGGUAGGUAAACAAUCAUCGAACCAUCUCUUAACUUUGCGGUUCGAGUACCUAUUUAUACCUACAUACUUAGCUAAAGCUUGACUGUUGUUGAUCUCAAACAUAUGUGUUAUUGUGUAUAUAAUGUAAUCACAUGUUAAAUUCCACAAUCACAUUAUACUUAUGUACGUAUAUCUAUGUACCCAUAGGGGUGAUGGAGUCGGGCUUCAAGUAAAUUUAGAAGUGCACCAACACGAAACAAGUAGGAAUAGACUUGUGGUUCAAGUACUGUAUUUAACAAUAAAUAUAAUUACUAUGUUAAUAUAAUAUAGAACUUAUUUAUAUUUGUAACAGAUUCAUUGACAGGAAAGGCAGAAAUCAGUUUGCCUCUGUCGUUAAAAAUACGCCUCGACGAAAUGAUAAUGAACAUGCUGAUAACAGCAAAUCAGACGAAAAUAUUUUCGUCGUGAUAAAACUUGAUAAAUGAAAAUAUUCUGGUAUACAGAGCAUCUGUCGUGAAUCUGUUGCAGCUCCACUCAACUACUUUAUAAUCCCUGACCGCGCAGAUCGAGCGGUUGCGCCUCGGUAGAAUUGACAAUAUAGAUAUUUCAAACGCUAUUUAUUAUUAACAUUUUGUAAUAUUAAGAACAAACGCCAGGAAAUAUGUGAAUAAUCGCUAGAACGUAAUAUUAAGAAAUAUCGGAACUACAUAAUACAUGAUUCGUACAUACUCUCAUGCUGUUAGUAACCUUCCCUCACUAUAGUCAUCACAGCCCUAUCAAACAUUUACAAUUUGAUUGAACUCUACUGAAAAGGUUGUACAUUUACUAUUUAAUCUCAAAUAAUACCAAUGAAUUAUUCAUUGAAUAUGAUAACUGUGGAUGACUAGAGACCAAAGUUACAAUGACAUAAGUAAAAACACAUAUCUUCACAUUAAAAUAAAUAGUCUAUUUAUAUCACGAUAGAAUGUAUAGAAAGAACAAUGAGUGUUUUAUUUGUGUCAUUUAACUUUGACGACAUACACUAGAAGUGUUUGGUAUGUAAAACCGUUCUCAAUCCAGGUUGAUAAACAUUUUCAAUUGGAAACCUGUAUAGCAAUCUCUAUGAGUGAAAUAAAAAUUUAAUCACACUUUAAGUGUAAAAUGUUAUAUCAUUGAAUAGUUAGCUUGUAUCAUACAAAGUGGUGUUAAUGUGUUGGGCUGUUGUAAUCAUUGCUGUUUGUUACAAACUCCUUUGCUAACUUUAGAAUCGUAAAAGUGUAACCAAUGUUAAUGAAACUUUCAUUUGUAGUUCAGAUAUUCACAACUAUGCAGGGUUUAUCUGUAACUCUUACUUGCCCAUCUCUUGCACCAACUAUAUAAAAUAUACUUGUAAUUUUGUUGACACAAAAUUGUUAUCAUAGAUAUAAUGUAUAUACUUAACUCUGAAACGGAUUGAUAAAAUAAAUUAUCAUAUCACUUGCCACUUAAAUAAAAAAUCAUUGUCUCAUUAUUAUGUUAAAGAUUUUAUUAACAUUUUGUUUAGAAAUAUUAGAUACUUUAUUUUAUUAUUACACAAUAUAAUUUUUACUAGAGUUUAUAAUAGUAAUGAAUUAUGUAAACUAUAAAAAUGUCUAUAAUACAUAAUUACAUAGACAAUUGGUUUCAUUUUUGUCCUCUAAUUAAAAAAUUAAGCACUAUUUACAAAUGAUUGCGAACAAGUAG
This is a messenger RNA of Helicoverpa armigera (cotton bollworm), 4593 nucleotides long. RefSeq names its product synaptotagmin 1 (gene Syti). Gene Ontology annotation, cellular component: plasma membrane; synaptic vesicle membrane; axon. Gene Ontology annotation, molecular function: clathrin binding; syntaxin binding; calcium ion binding. The coding region runs from base 167 to 1453 and encodes 428 amino acids. The transcript is spliced from 11 exons. NCBI's taxonomy places the organism in Eukaryota, Metazoa, Arthropoda, Insecta, Lepidoptera, Noctuidae. The record is from RefSeq and is a predicted model, not a curated record. Gene Ontology annotation, biological process: calcium ion-regulated exocytosis of neurotransmitter; regulation of dopamine secretion; cellular response to calcium ion.